CUGCUUAAUAACCUUUCACAGCUACGUGACUAUAUAAAUGACAAAGGUUCGCCUCCGAGAACACAGAUUAUUUUGAAAUUUUACUAGUCAGAACUUCCGUUGUUGGUUUUACCUCACUGUUUAGCUUUUAUCUCGUUCCAUUCUUGUAGUAAUUCGUAGUAUCACAUAGACCCUAGAUCUUUAACUAGUCAAACAUUUUUUGUUAACGACGUCCAUAGUGAAUCGUGUGAUCAUAACAAUGCAUCUUAGCGGUGUUUUUAGAAGAUUUAAAAAUGAAAUUAUAAGGAAGUAUUAUACUUAUGCUACUGAACCGUUUCAUCCAUUGCCACGAGCACCAAUCACUGCUUCUGCAGAAGAUGCCAUAAAGGUUGUCAAGUCUGGUGACAACAUUUUUGUUCACAGCGCAGCAGCUACUCCAUCAAAGCUUCUAGCUGCAUUAGCUAACCAUGGAAAGCAAAAUAGACUGGAGAGAGUCACAGUAUGUCACAUCCAUAUUGAAGGAGCAAUGGAGUACUUGAAACCAGAGUACAGUGGCAUAUUCCGUGAUAAUUCCUUCUUCAUUGGUGCCAAUGCUAGGGAGGCAGUCAACACUGGUAGGGCUGAUUUUGUACCCAUCUUUCUCUCUGAGAUACCACUGUUGUUUCAGCGGAAGAUCAUUCAACUAGAUGUUGCCCUAAUCAAUGUUUCUCCGCCUGAUCAGCAUGGUUUCUGCAGCUUUGGUCCCAGUGUGGACGUGACGCGGUCUGCCGUAAAAAAUGCCAAGUACAUCAUAGGCCAAAUUAAUCCAAAAAUUCCGAGAACCUUUGGUGAUGGGACAAUCCACGUUUCCCAUUUGGACUGCAUCGUCAACGUAGAUGAAGAGCUUCCACAAAGACCUCCAGCAAAAAUCAGUCCAAUCGAAAACGCAAUUGGUCGAUUGAUUGCCGACAAUCUGGUUGAUAAUGGGGCCACGCUACAAAUGGGUAUUGGGAAUAUCCCUGACGCCGUACUUUCGUCGCUAAAGAGCCAUACCGAUCUGGGAAUACACUCGGAAAUGUUUAGUGAUGGUGUGGUGGAUUUAGUUGAAGCUGGUUGCAUCACUAAUGCCCAAAAAAAGAUACUACCUGGCAAGAUUGUGGGUAGUUUCUGUCUGGGGUCCCGAAGGCUUUACGAUUUUCUUGACAACAACCCAUUCAUAGUUAUGGGUGACGUCCAAUGGGUUAAUUCGUCUUCAUUGAUCGCUCAAAAUCCCAAGGUUACAGCCAUCAAUUCGUGCAUCGAGAUUGAUUUAACCGGUCAAGUUGUAAGCGACUCCAUUGGAACUAGAAUGUAUUCUGGUGUCGGUGGACAGGUUGAUUUUCUACGUGGAGCAGCUAUUUGUCCAGAUGGUGGUAAGCCAAUUUUGGCAUUACCGUCUAGCACCAAAAAGGGCGAAUCCAAAAUUGUUCCAUUUUUGAAACAAGGAGCUGGAAUUGUUACCACCCGUGCGCACGUCCAUUAUGUUGUAACCGAAUACGGUUAUACAAAUUUGUUCGGUAAAAACUUGCGCCAACGCGCAUUCGAACUAAUUCGCAUCGCCCAUCCGGAUCAUCGAGAAGAACUGGAGAAAGCUGCUUUUGAGCGUCUAAACUGCAUGCCGUCCCCUUAAAAUCUAACCGGUUAUCGCCCAUGUUCAGUAUUUAACAACGUUUGUUGUGAUUUUUCCUCUCCGUAUUUCGUCAACAGUAUUAUGUAGCAACCUUAGAAACCUACUGGUAAUUGUUUUAUUUUAUGUCGUUACCUCGUUAGUCGUUUAUCCUUUUUUUAAUGGUGUUGAUCUCAUAAGUUAAUAGACGGUUUGCUGUGAAAAA
Molecule: messenger RNA, 1829 nt
Organism: Daphnia carinata
Lineage: Eukaryota; Metazoa; Arthropoda; Branchiopoda; Diplostraca; Daphniidae
Product: 4-hydroxybutyrate coenzyme A transferase-like
Exons: 7
Coding region: 239-1627 (462 amino acids)
Biological process (GO): acetate metabolic process
Cellular component (GO): mitochondrion
Molecular function (GO): acetate CoA-transferase activity
Source: RefSeq, a predicted model, not a curated record